This is a messenger RNA of Dipodomys spectabilis (banner-tailed kangaroo rat), 3584 nucleotides long. It is a transcript of the gene Itga9, whose product is annotated as integrin subunit alpha 9. NCBI's taxonomy places the organism in Eukaryota, Metazoa, Chordata, Mammalia, Rodentia, Heteromyidae. The coding region runs from base 73 to 2880 and encodes 935 amino acids. Gene Ontology annotation, molecular function: integrin binding. Gene Ontology annotation, biological process: cell-matrix adhesion; cell adhesion mediated by integrin; cell-cell adhesion. Gene Ontology annotation, cellular component: integrin complex; external side of plasma membrane. The record is from RefSeq and is a predicted model, not a curated record. The transcript has 28 exons.
GUGAAGGCUCCCGGGGCGGUGUUCAAGUGCCGCAUUCACACCAACCCUGACCGCAGGUGCACGGAGCUGGACAUGGCUCGAGGGAGGAUUCGGGGCGCACCUUGUGGAAAGACCUGUCGGGAAGACAGAGACGAAGAGUGGAUGGGCGUGAGCCUGGCCCGGCAGCCCAAGGCAGACGGCUCUGUGCUGGCCUGCGCCCAUCGCUGGAAAAACAUCUAUUAUGAGGCCGACCACAUCCUGCCUCACGGGUUCUGCUACCUGAUCCCACCCAACCUGCAGGCCAAAGGCAGGGUGCUGAUCCCGUGCUACGAAGAAUACAAGAAGAAGUACGGGGAAGAGCAUGGCUCCUGCCAGGCGGGGAUCGCAGGCUUCUUCACCGAGGAGCUGGUGGUCAUGGGUGCUCCUGGGUCGUUUUAUUGGGCCGGGACAGUCAAAGUUCUGAAUGUCACGGACAACACCUAUUUUAAACUCAACGAUGAGACAAUCAUGAAUAGGCGGUACACAUACCUGGGCUACGCAGUGGCUGCCGGACACUUUUCUCACCCAUCCAUCACCGAUGUGGUGGGAGGAGCCCCACAGGAUGAAGGCAUCGGGAAGGUGUAUAUUUUUAGAGCUGACCGAAGAUCAGGCACCUUGGUCAAGAUUUUCCAGGCAUCUGGUAAAAAGAUGGGGUCGUACUUUGGGUCCUCACUGUGCGCAGUGGACCUGAACGGUGAUGGCCUCUCCGACCUGCUGGUGGGCGCCCCCAUGUUCUCUGAGAUCCGGGACGAGGGGCAGGUCACCGUGUACAUCAACCGAGGGAAUGCAGGCCUGGAGGAGCAGCUGGCCCUGGCCGGCGACCAUGCCUACAAUGCACACUUCGGGGAGAGCAUUGCCAGCCUGGGCGACCUGGAUGACGAUGGCUUCCCCGAUGUGGCCAUCGGCGCCCCCAAGGAGGACGACUUUGCCGGGGCCGUCUACAUCUACCACGGUGAUGCCAGAGGGCUGGUCCCCCAGUACUCCAUGAAACUGUCUGGGCGGAAGAUAGACCCCAUUCUGCGGAUGUUUGGGCAGUCCAUAUCAGGGGGCAUUGAUAUGGACGGAAAUGGAUAUCCUGAUGUCACUGUGGGAGCCUUCAUGUCGGACAGUGUGGUUCUCUUGAGAGCCAGGCCUGUCAUUACGGUGGAUGCCUCCAUCUUCCUCCCUGAGUCCAUCAACAUCACAGCCCCGCGGUGCCACGACGGCCAGCAGCCUGUCACCUGCCUGACUGUCACCACCUGCUUCCGCUUCCACGGCAGACGCGUUCCAGGGGAAAUCGAACUCAAUUACGUCCUGACCGCCGACGUGGUCCAAAAGGAAAAAGGCCAGCCACCCAGAGUCUACCUGGUUGUGUCCGGAGAGUCUGCUGGCCAGGUGGCAGAGACAUUGCAUCUGACCCAUGGGGAGGAGGACUGCCGGGACUACACAGCCCACGUCAAGCCUAGGGUGCGAGAUGUCAUCAGCCCCAUCGUGUUCGAGGCCACCUACAGCCUGGGAGCCCACAAGGCUGGGGAGGAGGAGGAGAGGGAGCUGCCGGCACUGACUCCUGUACUGCGCUGGAAGAAGGGGCAGAAGGUCGCCCAGAAGAACCAGACAGUCUUCGAGAGGAAUUGCCUGUCGGAGGACUGUGCGGCCGACCUGCAGCUCCGAGGCAAGCUGCUGCUCUCCAGUGUGGAUGAAACAACUCCAUAUCUAGCUCUAGGGGCAGUGAAGAAUAUCUCUGUCAACAUCUCCAUCUCCAACCUGGGGGACGACGCCUACGAUGCCAGCGUGUCCUUCAAUGUCUCCCGGGAGCUCUUCUUCAUCAACAUGUGGCAGACGGAAGCCACAGGCACUUCCUGCGAGCUCCUGGCAUCCGACUUUCUCAAGUGCAGUGUGGGAUUUCCGUUCAUGAGGUCUGCGUCCAAGUAUGAGUUCAGCAUGAUCUUUGACACUAGCCACCUGUCUGGGGACGAGGACAUACUCCGCUUCAUUGUGACUGCGCAGAGUGGGAAUGUGGAGCGCGCUGACGCCAUUCAUGACAACACACUCAUGCUGACAGUGCCGUUGCUGCACGAAGUGGACACCUCCAUGACAGGGAUCGUGUCUCCAUCUUCCUUUGUGUAUGGGGAGUCUGUGGACAAGUCCAACUUCGUGCAGCUGGAAGACCUGGACUGCCAUUUCCAGACCCUCAACAUCACCCUCCAGGUCUACAAUUCCGGCCCGAGCGCCCUCCCAGGCUCCUCCGUCAGCCUCUCUUUGCCCAACCGUCUGUCCUCCAUGGGGGCAGAGAUAUUUCAAGUCCAGGACGUGGUGGUGGCCCAGGAGAAGGGAAACUGCUCCUUCCAAAAGAACCCCACACCCUGCGUCGUCCCCCAGGAGCAAGGGAACAUCUUCCACACCGUCUUUGCUUUCUUCACCAAGUCUGGGAGGAAGGUGUUGGACUGUGGGAAGCCAGGGAUCUCUUGCCUGAAGAUCCACUGUGAUCUCAGCGCCCUGGGCAGAGAGGAAGGCCGCACCAUAGAGAUUCACACGCUGCUGAACACGGAAAUACUGAAGAAGGACAGCGCCUCUGUCAUCCAGUUCAUGGCCCGAGCUCGAGUGAAGGUGGAGCCGUCCUUACGGGUGGUGGAAGUGGCCCAUGGAAACCCGGAAGAAAUGACGGCCGUCUUCGAGGCUCUGCACAACAUGGAGCCUCGGGGCUACGUGGUGGGCUGGAUCAUCGCCAUCAGUUUACUGGCCGGCAUCCUCAUCUUCCUGCUGCUGGCCGUGCUGCUGUGGAAGUUGGGCUUCUUUCGCCGAAGGUACAAAGAAAUCAUCGAAGCGGAGAAGAACCGGAAAGAAAACGAAGACAGCUGGGACUGGGCGCAGAAGAACCAGUGACCUGCCUGCAGCCCUCCUGUCACGUGCCGGCCGGUCACAUGCCUGCGGCCCCUUCAUUUUGUGUAUCUUCCAUAUUUGGAAGAAAAGGAAAUCUUCUCCAGAUUUUUCGGAGGCCCCUCUGAUGCUAAUUUUGUUUUUCCCCCUUCUUCCUCCUCAUCUGCUCCCAUCCAGGUGCUGGCCUGAGAAAGCCACUUCCCCUCAAGUCACAGGACUGGCCACCACCUCCUCCACCACCACCACCUCCAUCUCCUUCUUCGUGAUGAACUUUCUUAGGAACGUGAGUGUUAAGAAAGAGGCAAGCGAUAUUUAUGAAGAAAACCUGCAUGGUGAACCCUCGGGAAAACGGUUAACCUACAAGUAUUUUUUUUAUAUAUGUGUAUAUAUGUAUAUAUAUACGUAUAUAUACAUAUAUAUGUGUAAGGUUUUUUCUAUAGAUAUAUAUAUAUAUAUAUAUUAUGUGUCUAUAUUUGUACCGAUGUUUUCUGAGUUCUGUUGAGUAGUUAGUUAUGACUUCACUCAAGCACUGAAACCCCUCACCUGGAAGUCUGAGAAUGACCCGGUGGGAUCCGUAUGCAAAUUUUUUUAGCAAUAAGAAUAUUGUACAUGGAAAACUUGCCGUUAACAAGCAAACGAACAACAACAAAGACUGGCAGCCGGACGCUGGUGGCUCACCUCUGUCACCCCAGGAGGCUCAGCUCUGAGGA